UAAUUCAGCCUCUUACAAAUCUGAAAACAAUAAAGUUGUUGGGAUCUGAAAACCUGAAAGAACUCCCCAAUCUUUCAAUGGCAACAAGUCUUGAGACACUUAACCUCAAUAAUUGCUCGAGUUUGGUGGAGCUAACUCUUUCCACUAUUCAGAAUCUUAAUAAACUAACGUCCUUGGAUAUGAUAGGAUGCUCAAGUCUAGAGACUCUUCCAAUAGGCAUCAACCUGAAAUCUCUGUAUCGCCUCAAUCUCAAUGGAUGCUCGCAGUUGAGAGGUUUCCCAGAUAUCUCAAACAACAUCACGUUUCUCUUUUUAAACCAGACAGCGAUCGAAGAAGUCCCUUCGCAUAUCAAUAACUUCUCUAGCCUUGAAGCCCUGGAAAUGAUGGGAUGCAAAGAGCUAAAAUGGAUCUCACCAGGACUUUUCGAACUCAAGGAUCUUGACGAGGUUUUCUUCUCAGAUUGCAAGAAAUUGGGUGAAGUAAAAUGGUCUGAGAAAGCAGAAGACACCAAGUUGUCAGUGAUCAGUUUCACCAAUUGCUUCUACAUAAAUCAAGAAAUCUUUAUUCACCAAUCAGCUUCCAACUAUAUGAUCUUACCAGGUGAAGUGCCUCCAUAUUUUACUCACCGAUCUACGGGAAACUCCCUUACCAUCCCUCUACAUCAUUCUUCUCUCUCUCAACAACCAUUCUUGGACUUCAAGGCUUGCGUCGUGGUUUCUGAUCUUGUCGUGGGAUCUGAAGCCGUCGUCAAGAAGCUUUGCUUUAUGGACAUUGAGGUACAUUGUCAUUUUAUAGACAAGCACGGGAACUACUUUGAGCCUGCUGAACGAAAAGAUCUAUCCGUCCAUCAGAAAUAUAAUCAUCAAAUAAUUUUUGAUUGUCGUUUCCCUCUAAACCUAGACUGCGAUCAAGUUCAGAUAAAAUUUCUUCUCCCUAAUGAGAGACUCAAACUUAAAAGAUGCGGUGUGCGACUUUCAGAUGACUCUACUCCAUUCUCGGCUAUUCAGAAUCAAGGCUAUGAGACUGCACUUGAUGAAGACGAGUGCACUUGAUAGGUCGAUAAUAUACUUCCCUCCGUGAGAACCGUACUUGAGAGUUUCCUACCUCAUACGGCUCGGCAGCCAACUCUUUUGUUUUGGUGUACCAGUUUUUUAACUUUAACCUACUUUGAACUUUAUAUCUAAUUGAAUUUCUAAUUGAAUGAGAUUUCUUA
Arabidopsis lyrata subsp. lyrata is the source of this 1213-nucleotide messenger RNA. RefSeq names its product disease resistance protein RPS6-like. The record is from RefSeq and is a predicted model, not a curated record. Bases 78 to 1052 code for a protein of 324 amino acids. Lineage: Eukaryota; Viridiplantae; Streptophyta; Magnoliopsida; Brassicales; Brassicaceae. The transcript has a single exon.